CCAAGGAGUGGCCUGGGCAUAUAUAGGGAGCCUCUGUGGGUGGGGCUGGCCAGAGAGGCUUUGAGCAGAGAAGGCAGGACUAUGGCAUCUGCAGCAGCAGAGGGAGAGAAGGGGUCUCCGAUUGUGGUGGGGCUGCUGGUCAUGGGCAACAUCAUUAUUCUGCUAUCAGGCCUGGCCCUGUUUGCCGAAACUGUAUGGGUGACAGCUGACCAGUACCGCGUGUACCCACUGAUGGGCAUCUCAGGCAAAGAUGAUGUCUUCGCUGGAGCCUGGAUCGCCAUCUUCUGUGGCUUCUCCUUCUUCAUGGUGGCCAGCUUCGGUGUGGGAGCAGCCCUCUGCCGCCAUCGGUCUAUGAUCCUCAUGUAUCUGGUGCUGAUGCUCAUCAUCUACAUCUUUGAGUGUGCCUCCUGCAUCACAUCCUACACCCACCGUGACUAUAUGGUGUCCAACCCAUCCCUGAUAACCAAGCAGAUGCUGACCUUCUACAGUGCCAACACGGACCAGGGCCAGGAGCUGACUCGCCUUUGGGACCGCAUCAUGAUUGAGCAAGAGUGCUGCGGUACAUCUGGCCCCAUGGACUGGGUGAGCUACACAUCCGCCUUCCAGGCAGCCACUCCGGAGGUAGUGUUCCCCUGGCCCCCGCUGUGCUGUCGCCGGACAGGAAACUUUAUCCCCCUCAAUGAAGAAGGCUGUCGCGUGGGCCACGUGGACUACCUGUUCAUCAAGACCUUUGGGCUUGGUUCCACAUCACCUCCCAGGCCCCUGAAGCCUCCUUGGGACAUAGACACUGCCAUGAUCCCCAUUGCACAGGGCUGCUUCGAGCACAUAGCCCAUGCCAUCGACAGCUACACGUGGGGCAUCUCCUGGUUCGGAUUUGCCAUCCUGAUGUGGACGCUGCCCGUGAUGCUGAUAGCCAUGUAUUUCUACACCACACUCUGAGGGACGAGAGGCAGAGCCACGCCUGCUCCUCGGCCUCUGGGCUCCUGCUUCUGCCUCCUCCUGCUGGGCCUACGCAGCUGCCUCACCUCUCCCCUGCCACCUCCCUCACCCUCCCCUUCUGCAUCCAGGACCCCAAGCCCUACCUGGCCUCAGCUUCUCCCUAUCGCUCCCUGAGUUCCUUCUGUGUGGCAAGCGUUACCACUGCUCCUAGUUUGUGAUUGUCUAAGCCCUUGUAGACUGGGAUCACCAUGCUAGGGGUGACACAUUCUGUCAGAGUCACUUUCUGGUCCCCACCAUCACCCAGCACGGGGCUGAGCGUGGAACCAGAUGCUCAAUAAAUACUAGCUGAUUGAAUGAA
Messenger RNA from Heterocephalus glaber (naked mole-rat), 1297 nucleotides. RefSeq names its product uroplakin 1A (gene Upk1a). NCBI's taxonomy places the organism in Eukaryota, Metazoa, Chordata, Mammalia, Rodentia, Bathyergidae. The record is from RefSeq and is a predicted model, not a curated record. Gene Ontology annotation, cellular component: membrane.